This is a messenger RNA of Brassica oleracea var. oleracea, 734 nucleotides long. Its product is annotated as ras-related protein RABA2b. Bases 63 to 707 code for a protein of 214 amino acids. The transcript has 2 exons. Lineage: Eukaryota; Viridiplantae; Streptophyta; Magnoliopsida; Brassicales; Brassicaceae. Gene Ontology annotation, molecular function: GTP binding; GTPase activity. The record is from RefSeq and is a predicted model, not a curated record. Gene Ontology annotation, cellular component: endosome.
UAUCUCUCUCUCCCUCCUUCGACAUACACAGGUUGAUCCAUACGCUAGCAUUUGAGAAUACAAUGGCGAAUAGAUUAGACAAUGAGUACGAUUACUUGUUCAAGAUCGUCCUAAUCGGUGACUCCGGUGUUGGCAAAUCCAACAUUCUCUCCAGAUUCACCAGAAACGAGUUCUGUCUCGAAUCCAAAUCCACCAUUGGCGUUGAAUUCGCCACCAGGACACUACAGGUUGAAGGCAAAACAGUGAAGGCUCAGAUAUGGGACACAGCAGGACAAGAGCGUUACCGGGCCAUCACAAGCGCUUACUACAGAGGAGCCGUUGGAGCUCUUCUCGUCUACGACAUCACCAAGAGACAAACCUUCGAGAAUGUGCUGAGGUGGUUACACGAGCUCAGGGACCACGCUGACUCCAACAUUGUGAUCAUGAUGGCUGGAAACAAAUCAGAUCUAAACCACCUGAGAUCCGUUGCCGAUGAGGAUGGUCGGUCUCUGGCUGAGAAGGAAGGUUUGUCGUUUCUCGAGACGUCUGCGUUAGAAGCGAGUAACAUAGAGAAAGCGUUUCAGACUAUAUUGUCUGAGAUUUAUCAUAUCAUAAGUAAGAAAGCGUUGGCGGCACAAGAAGCUGCGGGUAAUCUUCCGGGGCAAGGAACUGCUAUUAACAUAUCGGAGUCAUCUGUAGAUAACAAAAAAGGUUGCUGUUCUAAUUAGUUAUUAUUGACUAAUCAAUCAUUUAAU